Annulohypoxylon maeteangense is the source of this 1235-nucleotide messenger RNA. Its product is annotated as Alpha/Beta hydrolase protein. The record is from RefSeq and is a predicted model, not a curated record. Gene Ontology annotation, biological process: biosynthetic process. NCBI's taxonomy places the organism in Eukaryota, Fungi, Ascomycota, Sordariomycetes, Xylariales, Hypoxylaceae. The coding region runs from base 157 to 1203 and encodes 348 amino acids. The transcript has 5 exons. Gene Ontology annotation, molecular function: acyltransferase activity, transferring groups other than amino-acyl groups.
UAUCAUUCCUUGCGGAUCCUCCUAAAUCUGAAUAGCUUUAUCUUCAGUGCUUUUGAGUGCUGGGCCAUUUCUCCAUUUGACCCCGCAACUUUCACCAAAGACAUCCUCAUCUCAACUUUUCCCCAAGCCGUUAUCGCUAAUUGUAACCUCAUCGCCAUGGCCGAGAUAAAAAAAUUCGACUUGGGUAACUUUGUCCUCAAGUCUGGUGUCACGAUCCCAAGUGCCUACAUCGCCUACAAGACCUUCGGGAAUCCCGCAAACCCAGCCAUCAUUUAUCCAACAUGGUAUAGCGGCCUUAUCUCGGACAACGAAUGGCUGGUUGGCAGCGGCAUGGCUUUAAACCCUGAGACAUAUUUCAUCAUCAUCCCAGCACUGUUCGGCAACGGUCAAUCGAAGAGUCCCUCUAACAGCCCCGAACUCCGGCCAUUUCCUAAUGUCACCUUCUUCGACAAUGUGGCUGCGCAGUAUCGUCUUGUGACAGAAGAACUAGGCGUAAAACACGCGAGAUGCGUUCUAGGCUGGAGUAUGGGGGCCGGGCAAACGUACCAGUGGAUCACCCAAUACCCGAACUUCGUGGACCUGGCCGUUCCGUUCUGCGGGAGCGCUAAGACCAGCUUGCAUAACCAAGUCUUCCUCGAAGGCGUCAAGAGUGCAGCAUUGGCAGCUAAAGGAGCUAGUUCCGCCGGAAGCUGCCAGGGAGAGGCCAUCUCACGCUCGCAGUACCGGGGAUGGACAACUGAAGAGCGUGAGAAUGGACUCAAAGCUCUUGGUCGGGUAUAUGCAGGGUGGGGAUUCAGCCAAGCAUUUUAUCGCGAGAGGCUUUACGAGACAGCGCUCGGUUAUGAAGACCUCGAAGAUUUCAUGACUAAAUUCUGGGAAGGCUGGGCAACAUCUAAAGACCCAGAGAACAUGUUGACGAUGCUACAUACGUGGCAAGCUGGGGACUGCUCAGACCAAGAACCCUACAAUAAAGAUUUCAAGUUGGCAAUGAAGAGUAUCAAGGCUAAGACCCUCGUUCUUCCUUGUAAGACGGACUUGUAUUUUCCCCCAGAGGAUUCCGAGAAUGAAGUUCUUAAUAUGUCGGAUGGAAUUGGAAAGUGUAUUCCUUUCCCGUCGAUUUGGGGCCAUUGGGCGGGCGGUCCAGGACAAAGUAAGGAGGACGUUAAAUGGUUAGAUAAUAAGCUUAAGGAGUUUUUGUUGUAAAAUCCAAUUGACAUUUAGGGUUAGGGUUAGGG